GGAACCACCAAGGAAACUGGAAGAUACCCCAGAUAUCUGCCAGCUUCUCGGGGCAACGAGCUGCCAUAGCAUCAUCUCCAUAUUCUCGUUUUAUUCAAGUUCACGAUAUAGAUCUUUUAUCGGCUCUAGGCCUUGCUGCUAAUAUUCUGCAGUUUGUUCAAUUCGCCUUCGGACUCCUAACCAACGCCCAAAGAAUCCAUCUCUCAGGACCCAGUCCGUCCAGCGAAGAACAGCCUGUUGAGGGGAUACAUGCGAGGCUUCUAGACUUCAAGAAAGACGCUGUUGCAAGGAAGGCCUCAUAGCUACAAUGCGGAUGAAGCCGUCUUUCAAUCGUCGAGGUACUCCGUUGCGUUAGCAGAACUCGUAGAGGAAUGACAAGAAUACUGCAAAAAGCUCCUGGGCAUUACUCGUAAGCUGCAGGUCAAAGAUGGCAUAAAAGCAAGAUGGUGGAAGAGUUUUGAAAUGGCACUGUACGAGACCUGGAAGAAGGAAGAUAUUGAAAGUCUCAAAAGCCGAAUACGUGAUUGUCAGACAGAGAUAGUCAUGCAUCUCUGCCGCAUCUCCAGCGAGAACGCGCAGAUAUCGACUGUCCAACUGCGGCAAUUGAUAGAUGAAACAGAUUUGACCCGCUCAGAGAGGAUACAGCAAUUUGACAGACUUGACAAAAGACUAACGGCAAUAGGCGACGAGAUAGAGCUGAUCACCAAAAAGGUCAUUAAACCCGAUGACUCUGGUAUCGCUCGGGCCUUUAUCAAAGACGAGUUGCAAAUAUUGACGGCCAAUGUCUCUGAACUUUCACUCCUGGAACGAAAAUUCUCCAGAGAGGAGAGAAUUCUUGCAAAUUUGAAUUUCGACCAAAGACCCUCCAGGCACGACGUCAUCGCAGAGGCCACCCUUACAAAAUCAAGUAGCAGAUAGAGGAAUAACUGAGUGCAAUAUCUUGGAUACCUUCGUCUACCGUGUGUUCUAAUUAAAUUCGACCUACGCAAACAGUACUAUUGCCCCCAUAAGUGGGAUGUCAUCUCGGCCAAAAAAAUCAGCAGAGGUCUAGUCUCUAGUCUGCAGCUGGCUUUCCCAGACUCACAGACUCUGUACAUGUAUUUUUGAUUUGCU
Messenger RNA from Hyaloscypha bicolor E, 1113 nucleotides. RefSeq lists its product as uncharacterized. The coding region runs from base 463 to 918 and encodes 151 amino acids. The record is from RefSeq and is a predicted model, not a curated record. NCBI's taxonomy places the organism in Eukaryota, Fungi, Ascomycota, Leotiomycetes, Helotiales, Hyaloscyphaceae. The transcript has 3 exons.